This is a messenger RNA of Galeopterus variegatus (Sunda flying lemur), 728 nucleotides long. RefSeq names its product testis-specific Y-encoded protein 1-like. The transcript is spliced from 5 exons. NCBI's taxonomy places the organism in Eukaryota, Metazoa, Chordata, Mammalia, Dermoptera, Cynocephalidae. Gene Ontology annotation, cellular component: chromatin; nucleus. Gene Ontology annotation, biological process: nucleosome assembly. The record is from RefSeq and is a predicted model, not a curated record. Gene Ontology annotation, molecular function: histone binding; chromatin binding. The coding region runs from base 77 to 592 and encodes 171 amino acids.
CAGGGGCUCAGGACCAGGAUGGCAGGGUGCAAUUCCUGAGGUCUGAAAGACCCCCUCGCAGCACACUGGGCUUGCAAUGUACAAGUGCUCAGUUGCUUCUAUGGCCUGCCUGCAUAGCAAAGGAACGCUCCUUGACCUGAGGCAGAUCGUGAACCACCCCCAGAUGGCAGCCGUGAUCAGUGCCCAAGAUGAGGAUGUGCUUAGCUACAUGACCGACCUGCAGGUAGAGGAACUGGAAUAUUCCACGUAUGGCUGUCAAAUGGUAUUUUGCUUUCGAAAGAACCCAUACUUCCACAAUGCAGAGAUCAUUAAGGAGUAUCACCUGAGCCUCACUGCAGGAUACAGGGCAACAUUUUCCAGUAAAAUCCAGUGGUUCUGGGAUGAUGAAGUUGAAGGCCCUUGCCCCACGGAGGACACCGUCAGCCUGAGCUUCUUCAACUUGUUGUGUGAGCACAACUGCCCAGGGCCAGACAGGAUUGCUGAGAUUAUCAUCGAGGACCUGUGGCUUAAUCCACUGAAGUUCUACCCCAGGGAGGAAGACAACUUGAGAGGAAACGUAGAGGAGGCCAGGUCUUCAGAAGCAGAGCACUAAGGAGGAUCGUUUGGGAGCCGUGGACUUUUCUCAGCCCGCGAGAGGAGUUACGAAUGGCUUGCGAGAGAUACCGCACAUCGAGAAGACGGCGAUGGUCUGGAACGGCACCCAGGAACAAAUAAAUAUUAAAAGACUG